Molecule: messenger RNA, 810 nt
Organism: Colius striatus (speckled mousebird)
Lineage: Eukaryota; Metazoa; Chordata; Aves; Coliiformes; Coliidae
Gene: MIP
Product: major intrinsic protein of lens fiber
Biological process (GO): transmembrane transport
Cellular component (GO): plasma membrane; apical plasma membrane
Molecular function (GO): water channel activity
Source: RefSeq, a predicted model, not a curated record
AUGCGGGAGCUGCGCUCGUCCUCCUUCUGGAGGGCUGUCCUGGCUGAGUUCCUGGGCGGCCUCCUCUAUGCUCUGCUGGGUUUGGGGGCUUCCCUACGCUGGACCCCAGGACCCCCCAGUAUCUUUGGAGCCGCCAUGGCCUUUGGCUUUGCCCAAACCACCUUGGUGCAGGCGUUGGGUCACGUCAGUGGGGGUCACCUCAACCCAGCCAUCACGUUGGCGUUCCUGAUGGCCUCGCAGCUCUCCGUGCAGGCUGUGGGCUACAUGCUGGCUCAGGUGCUGGGAGCGCUGGCUGGGGCUGGGGUGCUCUAUGGGGUGACACCAGCCCCUGUCCGUGGCACCCUUGGCCUCAACCAUGCUCCGUCCGCGCAGCUGCACCCCGGCGUGGGCCCGGGCCAGGGCACGGUGCUGGAGCUGCUCCUUCACCGCCCAUCGUCCUCUGCGUCUUACUGCGUCUUCGCCAGCUUCGACGAUCGUCACGACGGGCGCCCCGGCUCUGCCGCGCUGCCCGUCGGCUUCUCCCUGGCCCUCGGCCACAUCUUCGGGAUCCACUACACGGGCGCCGGGAUGAACCCCGCGCGCUCCUUCGCUCCCGCUGUCAUCACCCGCAACUUCGCCAACCACUGGGUGUACUGGGCGGGCCCGCUGCUGGGCGCGGCGCUGGGCGCGGUGCUGUACGAGUUCGCGCUGUGCCCGCGGCCGCGGAGCUUGGCCGAGCGCCUGGCCGCCCUCAAAGGCGAAGCUCCCGCAGCCGCCCCGCCCCCGGAGCCGCCGGCAGAGCCGCUGGAGCUGAAGACUCAGGGGCUGUGA